AUGGCACACACAGACUCCCCCGUAGUCCAUCUCCUUCAACAACUCAUGGCGAUCCCGUCGGUGAGCGAGGAUGAAUACGAAAUUGGCCAGUUCCUCGCGCAAUAUCUCUCAGCCCGCGGCUACACGGUGGAAUUGAUCCCCAUCGACUCCAGCGGCCGGCGCAACAACGUCUACGCAUACCUCGGCCGCGAUCGCCAGGCGCGCACCUGUCUAACCUCCCACAUGGACACGGUGCCGCCACACAUCGAGUGGCGGCUCGACGGCGACAUCAUCUACGGCCGCGGCGCGUGUGACGACAAAGGGCCGCUGGCGGCACAGAUCGUGGCGGCCGAAGAACUCCGGGCCGAAGGGCUGCUCCAGCCAGGCGACACGUCUCUCCUGUUCGUCGUGGGCGAGGAGAAGGGCGGGCCGGGCAUGCUUGCGGCCAACGACAUGAACCUGUCAUGGGAGGCCAUCGUCUUCGGCGAGCCCACCGAAGGCAAGCUGGCCGUCGGCCACAAGGGCCACUAUGUCUUCGAGCUGUACGCACAAGGCGUCGCCUGUCAUUCGGGAUACCCGGAGCAAGGCUACAGUGCCACCGCCACCCUGGUCGCCCUCCUCGACGAGCUGCAGUCUCUCCAAUAUCCGGUCUCCACGCUGUUGGGCCCAACCACUUUUAACUGCGGCAAGGUGCAGGGCGGAAUGGCCUACAAUGUCCUGGCGGCCGAUGCUUACGCCCUCUGUGGCAUUCGCGUCGCGGCUGAUCUGCCCGACAUUGAACAACUGGUGCAGCACACCGUAGCGAAAUACCCAAAUGUCACGCUGAAGAAGAACUUUGCUUAUCCCGAGACGUUGCUGGACCAUGAAGUCGAGGGCUUAGAGGCGAUGCCCGUGUCGUUUGGAACAGACAUCCCCCGGCUCCGUGGCAACCACAAGCGAUACUUGUACGGGCCCGGCUCGAUUCUACACGCUCACGGCGAGAAUGAGCAAGUGGCCAUCCCAGACCUGAUUCGCUGUGUGCAGGUGUACAAGCAACUGGUCAAGAUGUCUUUGGGUAUCAAAUAG
This is a messenger RNA of Capronia epimyces CBS 606.96, 1044 nucleotides long. RefSeq lists its product as uncharacterized. The transcript is spliced from 2 exons. The coding region runs from base 1 to 1044 and encodes 347 amino acids. The record is from RefSeq and is a predicted model, not a curated record. Gene Ontology annotation, molecular function: hydrolase activity. NCBI's taxonomy places the organism in Eukaryota, Fungi, Ascomycota, Eurotiomycetes, Chaetothyriales, Herpotrichiellaceae.